AUGGAGCACUUUGAGCCUCUGACCUUUGAGCCUCUCAUGAGCUUCAAUUUGCCAGAGCUCCUAGCCGUGGAUUUGGAAGAGUCGGAGGAUGUAUUCAAGUCAAGACAAUUGACCGCUGGGCCCCCAGCACCUUCAUUGGCCGACGACGGGACCAAGAGACGAUAUUCACUGCAGGACAGUUCAUUGAGCGCUGGCCCUUCAUCCCAUCCAUUGGCAAUGACGUCGAGGGCUAAAUCGCUACAAAACGUCAACGAGACACAAGCACAUUUUCUGGCGGUACACCACGUACCGAAACCGAGCAACAGUGAUUCAGAUUCGGCCAGCAGCGAAUCGUCCGGUGGCCUGGCGCCCCCCUCAAUUCGCACGCGAGACGUAUCGGUAGUCACCGAGGCCACCUCGAUCACAUCCGAGAAGAGGGAAUCGCCCAGGCAAUUGAAAGUCUCUGUUCGCUUAGAGAACCAUGCUGGUGAGAGCUGGAUGGACCUCGACGCCGAAGAAGCACCUCCCACGGACCGAAGGCACUACAGCAUGAUGAACAUCUCGUCGCCUAAGAAGCAGAUAUCCCUACGCCGUGACAUGGGCGAGCUACGAACUAUGUCGUUAAAUUCGGCUACCCCGCGCCCCGAACUUAUCAGCCCUUCAACGACAUCUUCCGUGAUGUCGCCUAUACUGUCGCCUACUUCUGCGAAGUCUCCAGAUACGCAAGAAGAACCACCAACUCCCGCCAAGAAAUCAUUAACCUGCCCGACUUCAUUUCCCACGCGGCGGUCUUCUUUGAAGCACCGGGAUUACCCUCUCCUUCCCCAGAUCAGUGUCUCUCCUUUCCUGCCACCCUCGCCCAGCCAGGGAUUACCGACGCAGCGUAAUGACGGCAUGCUAUUGCCGGGAAUGAAGACCUCACCCAUAGCUCCUCCACCCAGGGUACCAAAUAACAGGGUAACCGCACAGGGUGACCAUGGCGACGACGACGACGGUGGUCACGACCUCGAAGCAAGCGAAGUCGAGCAAUUUAUCCGCCCGGAAAGCAACCAAACUCUACAGAUAGCUCCUCCCGGUGUUGAUGUCGAAUCAUGGCUGGAAUCCAGUGUCGACAAUUUCCCUUAUUACGCACAAACCAGAGCCGACGGCACUCCCGCUCCCUUGCCGCUCCCCCCGGAGGUUCUCGACACGCUUCGGGUUUCCAUAUCUUGCUUUCCGGAAACCAUGCUAUUGUGCUCCAGCCUCUCUAUCGAGACUAUCCGGGGCCAUUCCAAGAAACUCAGGUACAAGGCAUCUAGUCUAUAUUCGGAGGUCCCUACGUCGUCGGUGGACCUUACAGACCAAACCAAGCAACCAAAAUGGAGGUGGCUGCCAGUGAAGAAGCAGCCUCCACCCCCCAGCCAAACGCCAUCCAGCCCGCUUCGAAGUGAGGUUAUGGACACGUCCCAAGACCCAAGAUACAGCCCAUCCUGGCAGAGGAAGUCAGAUUGGUCUGCGAUUCAGAACUUGUUUCCCUCUGGAACCGAUUACCUCUGCGACGCUCUCUACGCCCACUUAGUGGCAUAUAACUACGUGACCUCGCUGUGCCCCCGGUCCGCACUCAUCAACCCGACCGUUUCUUCCUCAAGACCGACUUCGAAGUCCUCGACGACGCCGUCAGAGCUGAGCCUGGGCCUCUCGGUAGACCUUCGCACCUCCUUCGAUAUACGUGCCUCGAUCUCGGACACUGGUGCGAUCCCACGCAAGGCUGCAAGUCUCUUGGGUCUACAGGAAGACCCGGCCGCGCCGAUACCCGAACCCCCGCCAUCGCGGGCUCUCCAUCUACGCAACAAACGAUCUUUCUUCGCUCUUUCCAAACACCCUACUUACCCGGAGAGCAGCAGACCGGCAACGGCGACGGGCGGCAUGGGCGGUCGCCGCCAGACGUCGGCCGACCAUAACGAGCAGGCGUUAAAAGAUCUACGGUUGGGUCUCGCAAAAUGCAUUUCAAGGCUUGUCGCCACUCUACGGAUGACCAACAGCGGACAUAUUACGGGUGCGGAUGUCAGCAGCCAGCGCAAACGGGAGGAUGACCCUGAUUUCAUGCGCGCGCUAUGCGAGAUCGUGCGCCUCUCCGAAGAGAGGUACAUGUAG
Molecule: messenger RNA, 2112 nt
Organism: Durotheca rogersii
Lineage: Eukaryota; Fungi; Ascomycota; Sordariomycetes; Xylariales; Xylariaceae
Exons: 2
Coding region: 1-2112 (703 amino acids)
Source: RefSeq, a predicted model, not a curated record